CGUUGCCAUGACGAACGACAACACAAUGGCGCCCCGAGGGAUUUCUACCUUCCUGACAUGGGUGCCGAAUUAAAAACAGACAGAUGGAAACCAACGAGGAGCUGGCAGCCGGCGAUAUAGGAAAGAGGGGUGUGUUUUCUACCCGUGUUUUGGGGAUUGGAGGCCAAAAAAUGCCGAAUAUCUGAAAGUGGAAAGCAGGGGAAUGAGGGAAGUUGCAAUGGACAACGCAGUGAGGGCGGAAUUGGGGUGCUAGGCCAGAAAGAUCCUCAUCACGACCAGCCAGAGAGGAGUCCGACCGGGGCGCCAUGGCAGUGCCAAAUUCUCUUGCUAGCUCUCGCUCCUGCGGCUGAGUCACAAAGGUAUAGCAUCUCCAGAACGGAGGCUGAGGGUCAGAGGCGGGGAAUUCGUGCGGGGAUGAAAUUUCGCAAAAUGCCCAAGCCUGGCUAAAUACUAAAAAUCAAAGAAUUGUAGAGUUUGCGGGGACCCAAGGGUCAUCUAGUCCAACCCCUUGCACUGCAGGAAUCUCAACUAGGUCAUACAUGAAACAUGGCCAUUCACCCGCUGGGGGUGCGGUGACCGCAGGACUCGCCGUUUCAAUUUUCGGCUUUGGAAUUAGACCUCAACAUCUGAGAUGUGCCUACAGUGGUGCCUCACAAGACGAAAUUAAUCCGUUCCGCGAGUAUCUUCGUCUAGCGGUUUUUUCGUCUUGCGAAGCAACCCUAUUAGCGGCUUAGCGGAUUAGCGCUAUUAGCGGUUUAGUGGCUAUUAAAGGCUUAGCGGCUUAGCGGAUUAGCUGCUAAAAGGCUAUUAAAGGCUUAGCGGCUUAGAAAAAGGGGGGGGAGCGGAAAAAAAAUCUCAAGACUCGCAAGACAUUUUCGUCUUGCGAAGCAAGCCCAUAGGGAAAUUCGUCCUGCGAAGCGCAUUGAAAACGGAAAACCCUUUCGUCUAGCGGGUUUUCCGUCUUGCGAGGCAUUCUGCCUUGCGGGGCACCACUGUAUUUUGAUUGGUGAAACCGGAUUCAUGCCAUAUAUUGAACACACAUCCAAGGCAUGAUCCCCCCCCCCAAUAAUUUCUGGGAACUGUAGUUCCUGUCCUGAGGGAACAAUACUUCCCAAACACAACGCAUUCUCAGGAAAUUGUUUGUUUAGGUGAGCACAUAAUGAGUCAAUCACUUCCAUUUAUUUCUAUGGAGAAAUUUCUAACCCAGGAAAACCCUCCGAAACCUUGCAAAAGGCAAACAAGGAAGGAAAAAACAGAGGUCCGGCUGUUUGGAUAUCUCAAUCUGCGGUGCGUUUAGUGAGGUUUGGGAACUGAUUCCUUGAGUUUCGUUAAAUGAAUUUUCAUGUAACAAGCAUUUGGAUAGAGGAACAUUUCCAAACAUCGUUCAGCCCGGACACUGAGGUCCAGCUCCGAGGGCCUUCUGGUGGUUCCCUCAUUGCGAGAAGUAAGGUUACAGGGAAGCAGACAGAGGGCCUUCUCGGUAGUGGCGCCCACCCUGUGGAACGCCCUCCCUUCAGGUAUGAAGGAAAUAAGCAGCUAUCCUAUCUUUAAAAGACAUCUGAAGGCAGCCCUGUUUAGGGAAGUUUUUAAUAUUUAAUGCUGUAUUGUUUUUAACACUCAAUUGGGGGCCGUCCAGAAUGGCUGGGGAAACUCAGCCAGAUGGGCGGGGUAUAAAUAAUAAAUUAUUAUUAUUAUUAUUAUUAUUAUUAUUAUUAUUAUUAGUGCUGCGGUCAGAAGGGGCAACAUUAUACCAUUUACAACAGUAAUGUCUCACAUCAAAUGUAACUGAUCUGUAGAAAAGAUUCUACAACCUGGAGGUGGGGCGGGAGAGAACACACAUACUUUUGCAAACCAAGAAAAUCUUUUUAUUUUUAUUUUUUGUGUGUGGAAUCAAUAGAACAUUGGAGCACGGGCAAAGCACUCAGGCAGGGUUUUAAAGACCCCCUUUGUUUUCAUUCUCCAGGCUCCAUAAAGAAGGCUUGAUCCUCCAACGCUCCUCCCCAUUUUUCCUGAGGAGAACGGUUUCUCUCUCCCCGCUGGUGCAAAUUUCGUGGGUCCCAAGGAGGCAGAGUGAGUCUUGGAAAACCUUCUGCAGUACUACACAUGCACCAGCAGGGGGCGCUUUUGCCUUAAACAUGUGCCGGCAAAGUCAUUUGUUACAUAUAUACCAAAACGGAUUUUAAAACCUAGGUUUACUUGAAUAAGCAACUCCCCAUUCAUUAAAAUAACAGCUACGCUCAGGAGCAAGCACUGGAAAGGUGUUAUAUUAUUAAAGUGGGCAUAUGCAGUCUCCCUGCAAAAUCUCCCCUGUGAGCAGGAAUCAAGGUCCCAUUUAUACAAAAAUAACCUUUUUCUAAACCUAAUUGUGAUGGGGGGGCACAAUUUUGGCUGAAGGAGUGGCAUUAAAUUUACUCAGAGUAGACUUAUUGAAAUGAAUGGGCCUAACCAUGGUGUCAUCCACAAAACACAGUGAAAGGAUUAUUCUGCCACUUUAACAGACAAGGGGAAUCUUGGGAACUGUAGUUUCUUAAGAGGGCUGAGCAUGGCAGCUCUAGGAGGUCGGCACCCUUCGCAAACUACAGUUCCCAGGCUGCUCCGUGGCUGUGAAAGUGCUAGAAUAGUGCUUUAAAUGCAUGGUGUUGUAGUCAUGCUUGUUAAUUUCAAUGGGUCUAAAGGGAAGGAAAAGGGACCCCUGACCGUUAGGUCCAGUCGUUGCCGACUCUGGGGUUGCGGCGCUCAUCUCGCUUUACUGGCUGAGGGAGCUGGCGUACAGCUUCCGGGUCAUGUGGCCAGCAUGACUAAGCCGCUUCUGGUGAACCAGGGCAGUGCAUGGAAAUGCCGUUUACCUUCCCGCUGGAGCGGUACCUAUUUAUCUACUUGCACUUUGACGUGCUUUCAAACUGCUAGGUGGGCAGGAGCAGGGACCGAGCAACGGGCGCUCACCCCGUUGCGAGGAUUCGAACCACCAACCUUCUGAUCGGCAAGCCCUAGGCUCUGUGGUUUAACCCACAGCACCACCCGCAUCCCUAGCCAUCAUAGCUAGCAGCCAUGAAAACCCUGCAGGAUUUGUGGAUUGCUCUCCCCAGGGAGGCUCACCUGGCGCCUUCAUUAAACACCUUUAGUCACCAGGUGAAAACAUUCCUCUUUAACCAGGCCUUUGGCUCAUUGACCUCUCAGGUCCUUUUGAAAUGUGUUGUGGGGGGGGGAGAUAAUUGGGUUCUCUUUGCUUUUGUUUUUAUUAUGUACCUUGUGGUUUUGGUGUUGUAAUUUUAUGUUGUGAACUACCCUGAGAUCUAUGGGUACAGGGUGGUGGGACACAGUUGGCACUGUGGUCUAAACCACUGAGCCUCUUGGGCUUGCUGAUCAGAAGGUUGGCGGUUCGAAUCCCUGCGAUGGGGUGAGCUCCCGUUGCUCUGUCCCAGCUCCUGCCAACCUUGCAGUUCAAAAGCACGCCAAUGCAAGUAGAUAAAUAGGUAUCACUGUGACAGGAAGGUUAAUGGUGUUUCCGUGCGCUCUGGUUUCCAUCACAGUGUCCCGUUGCGCCAGAAGCAGUUUAGUAGUCUGUGGACAAACGCCGGCUCCUUCUGCCUGAAAGCGAGAUGAGCGCUGCAACUUCAUAGUCACCUUUGACAGGACUUAACCGUCCAGGAGUCCUUUACCUUUACCUUUUACCUUUAUAGGGCAGUAUACAAAUUUAAUUAAAUAACAAAAUUAUUAUUAUUAUUAUUAUUAUUAUUAUUAUUAUUAUUAUUAUUAUUAUUUUAUUUAUACCCCACCCUCCCCGGCCAGGGCCAGGCUCAGGGCAGCUAACACCGAAUAUAAAUUACAAUAAAACAAUAGGAAAAAAAAAAGAAAAAAAAUUAAAAUGUGGCUUAAAAUACAGCUUAAAAUGCAGCCUCAUUUUAGUAGCAGCCCAUAAAUCAAGACCAUAAAGGGAGGAAACAUCAGAUAUUCACCCGAGCCAGCUAUCCAUGCUGGUCCUACAUGGGCCAGCAAAAAAGCCAAGGGAACAUUUAUAUACCAAAUCCCAUAUACAGUAAGUGGUCAGAGUGAGUCCAAGCCGAAGGCCAGGUGGAACAGCUCCAUCUUGCAGGCCCUGCGGAAAGAGGUCAAAUCCCGCAGGGCCCCAGUCUCUUGCGACAGAGCGUUCCACCAAGUCAGGGCGAGGAACGAAGAGGCCCUGGCCCUAGUCGAGACCAAUCUAACCUCCUUGAGGCUCAGGACCCCCAAAGUGUUGUCAUUUGUGGACCUUAAGGUCCUCCUCGGGGCAUACCAAGAGAGGCGGUCCCGUAGGUCCAAGAGUCCUAGGCCGCAUAGGGUCAAAACCCUUAUUAUUUCCCAUAGAAUUGGCUAUGGGCCUUUUAAGACUGCAGACCACCCCUCCUAAGGAGGUGAAGUCCCUGGAAAAGACAACCUCACCAGCUUUCUUAGGCCUUCAGGUGGCUCUGGCUGAGACAACAUCUUCCUUGGCUCAGCUAUGAGAAGCCACUGGGAGCUGACCAGGGUCCUGAUCUGCUUUGCUGCAGAUUGCUCGCUCCAAGCUUCAGUGCAUAUGGGUGAAGAAUUGAAGGCUCAAGGCUCCCAGCUGGGCAUAAAUAUUUAUCAUUAUCAUCAGCUAUUAGGCGCUCCCUUGGCUGGAAUAAAUCUCUGUCAUUUUCCCCCUCUGGGGCUUAGCUGUCUUCGUAUAAGAGGCUCAAAAUUAAAAUCGUUCUGUCCCUUUAAUCUGUUUGAGGGGCCCUUUCGCUGUCAAGCCGUUCAUCAUUAACUGCUUCCUCUCUGCCUCUUAACGAAUCUCUCUCUCUCUCUCUCUCUCUGCAAUAUCUUCUUUAUUUGUAAAAGUAUUUACGCACCGCCAACUCAUGCAACGCAGCAUGACGACGUGAAACAGCAUAGGCAAUGAGACAUAAAACACCAUAAAAACAGUGCAAAACGGUUAAAACGAAACAAAAAUGAGUUGCAUGAGCCUGACCACAUUCAAAUGACUUCAGGAGGCACCUCAAAAUCGAAAAGGAAGGAGCCUUAGAAUGGGACCAGUGAUUCUAAGUAGGAUUUGAGUAAGCAGAGAUUCAUAGAAUGCCUUUCUUUCUUUCAAACAAACAACAAAAUGGGUGGGCCGCAAAAUUUAAAAUAAUAAGAAAUGUGCAGCAUUCAGCGCCCAUUUAAAAUGCAUUUGGGAGGGGGACUAGUGAGAUGUUUUGUUUUUUGUUUUUAUUAUAUGUUUUGUGUUUUUAUGUUGUGAACUGCCCUGAGACUUGCAGGUAUGGAUAGGGCGGUAUACAAUUUAAAUAAUUAAAUGCACUGCUCUGGUUUUGCCAGAAGCGGCUUAGUCCAGGCCACAUGACCUGGAAAAACUGUGGACAAACGCCGGCUCCCUCGGCCAGUAAAGUGAGAUGAGCGCCGCAACCCCAGAGUCGUUCGUGACUAGACUUUACCGUCAGGGGUCCUUUACCUUUACCUUUUUGAUCUUCUCAUAGGGUCUCCAGCUCUGAAUGAAACGUCUUCACCAUGUCGCUGACGAUGGAGGAACUGUCGACGACGAACGAAAAGCUCCGCUACCAAAUCAGUGACCUGACAGAGACGGUGGCCUACCUUGAUUCUGAGAACCAGGCCCUGCUCAAGGACAACAGCACCAUCAAAGGCCACAACCGGAGCCUGCAAGAGACGGCGGACAGAUUCAAGGCCGCCAUGGAGGAGAUGCAGAAGAAGGUGGAGGACAUCAGAGAGAAGAUGGACCACACCAACGCGAGGAUCCACGAACUGGAUGCCCAGAACAAGGCCUUGGCGAAAGCUAACGCAGAGCUCAGCAAGGAACUCCGCGAGGUGACCUCCCAGGUGGCCCUUUUCGAAGACUACAAAGCCGCUCAGGAGAAGGACCUUCGAGAGAUGCAGAACCUGUCGGUGGAGGUCAAAAAAUACCUGAAGAGCCUGGAAGAUAGGCUGCAGGAGACUGAGCAUCACUAUCAAGCGGAGAAGAACAAUUCCUCCCAGCUGAGGGAGAAAGUCGGGGCGCUUCUUCAACUCCGCCAGAGCCAGAGGAACGACAUCAAAGAUCUGCAGGCCCAGCUAGAGACCUGCGUGCAACAGGCCACCAUCUUGAGGCUGGACCAGGAAAACAGGGUGCAGAUCGGCUCGCUAAUGCACGAAAUUGUGGAGGCCAAACUGGUGGAUGUUGCCUUGCAGCAGUCAAAGAGCAGGAAAGCCAUGCACUGGUUCUGGCAGGUGGGCAAAGUCCUGAGCGUCUUGGUGCUCGGCUGCGUUCUCCUGCUGACCCUGGCCUUGUGCUACACCUAUUUUUUCAACCACGAAUUCAUGGCGGAGACCCUCCUGGCGUUUCUCGGUGAGCAUAACGUCAACAGAAUCGUGCAAGGCUUCGCUCACUACUUGACGUGGAGGAACGACGGCCUGUUGCCUUUCUGAAACGCAGCCCGCCUGGACUCCUCCGCGUUCCUACAACUUGAUUUUGACAUUAGAAAUCUAUGGAUUUAAAAACUUUGUAAGAAUCUCAAUAGACGGGUCUGGUUGUUUCUCCUUCUUUAUUUCAUUGUGCUUGGUUUUUACGCUGGCGUAAAAGACAUUAGUCAAUUCAGGGGCAGAUAAAAGACAAAGG
Podarcis lilfordi (Lilford's wall lizard) is the source of this 6607-nucleotide messenger RNA. NCBI's taxonomy places the organism in Eukaryota, Metazoa, Chordata, Lepidosauria, Squamata, Lacertidae. The record is from the annotation of a GenBank genome assembly.